AUGAGCUCCGUAAACUCGUAUGAAAAUGCUGCUCGAGAUAUUGAGCAAGAGAAGAAAAUGGUGGCCGCGUUGAAGCGGCUCUCAAUUGGAAACAUGAUGAAUUAUGAUCCAGACCUACCACCCGAGGAAUUGGAUUUCCAGUUUCUGUAUGAUGAUGUUAACAUUAGUUCGCAACCACAGAGCGAAUCCGAUGACAUUGGGCCCCAUGAAACUGACAGAGAGGUACCCAUGUCUGCGCCUGCUCCAACAUCUAUGGCCCCAGCACUUGCAAGAGCAAAGUCUCUUCAUAGACAACAAUCACGUAGGAAAUCGUCACUUAUUUCAGAAGAAGUGUUCUUUGACACAGAAGAAGACUUAGUGGACACACCACUUGACCCGAACGAGUUAUUAUGGGUCCCAGCUAGCCUCCACCCAGAGGUUGAUCCUGAACAAUUCAAAAUGCAUAUUAAAUCAACCGUUGAUGAAAUCAUGGAGAAAAAACUCAAACGAGGCAACUCUAUGUCGAAAAGAUCAAGUCUUAUUCUUGUAGAAGAUAGAAAUGAUGAUGAUGAAGAGAGUAAUAUCGAGGAAGCCCCUUCAACAGCCCCACAAGUCCCCACGACCCCACCAACAUCAACAACAUCGUCGCCAUCACCACAUCAUACACAGCAACUUAGCGGGAACCCAAAGAGAUACAGCAACCCUUCACUUCGUGAUUUGACUAAGGAAUUGGAGAAUCUUUCGAAGUUGGCAGGAAUGGAUUCAAGCGACGCUGUAACAUUAGCAAGAACUCUUUCAACUUCUUCGUUGGGAUAUACAGAAGUUGAAAAACAAGCAUUUGACGAGAUGAAUUCUCCUCCAAAUACAAAGACAAGCCCAGAGCGUCAGGAGUCAAAUGGUGGAGCCGGAACGGAACAAUUUGAUACCCCAGAGUCACCCACCCGCCAACGAGCUGAAAGAAGAUAUCAUCGAUCCCAACGAGAUCAAACAAAUUAUGCCCAAUCACAACAGUACCCAUAUCAGGAACAACAACACCACCGCUCAGGGCUUGACCAGGGUCAACCUUUACAACAUCGUCGCCACAAUCGUCCAGUAAAUGUUCCAACCGCUGAACAUUCUUCAAAGUCUGCAGCUCCAUUGAAGAGAAGCCGCAGAUUGGAUUAUCGAAAGAAUACUGGACCUCCUGGUAAUCUAUCUUCUGGUUCAAACCUUCAACAAACAAAGGCAGAUAAAUUACUGGAACUUCGUAACAAUCUCCAAAAUUCGUCACUUACUACCCCAAGUUCGACUUCAUCAGAACGUACUGCCAAACCUUCACGUUCUCAGAAUGUCAAAACCAAUUCAUACUCACAGCAUCAGAAUAGAAGCUCUCAAAUGCUUUUCAGCUAUCGAAACCCAAACCUCCCCUCUGGAUCAAAUCAACAAAAGGUUGUUUCGAGAGACUCACCAUACCCUUCAUCUGCUUCCACUCAUGGACCUAUUGAAAACCAGUUUCAUUCGCGUAAGGUUUCACCCGUCGGACAUCAAUCACGUCCAGAGUCGUACCAACAACAAGUUAAUCCCGAUAACUCGAGGCCAAGACAAGCCCCACCGCAUCCCAGACAUUCCAAUAAACAACAUCAACAAAAUAGAAAAUCUAGUCAGGAAUCACUUGAGCGUGCACAGUCUCCAAACAAUAGUCAAUACCCUCAAUAUGGCCAACAAAUGCCGUACAAUGAGAAUAUGAGACACUCAAAAUCACCUGCUUAUCAACCAGGUAGUUCGAGAGAGAGACAUCGUGAACUGAAAGUCCACCGUACUCACUCCCCUGGCAAUCCACAGCAAUUACCAUCACAAGUGCACACCCAACAGCAAUAUCAGCAUCGUCAUGUACAGCCUGAUUCUCAGAUACAAAAAAGUCCUUUACAAAAGGUUAACAAUAAAUCUAAGGAGUUGAACCAAAAUUUGGAUCUUCUUCGAUCUGAAAUCAAUGAAUUUAAGGAAAGUUUACAUAAAACCGACCCUAUUCCUAUGCAAAAUGUGGAACAUACUCCUACCACGACACCUGAUAUAAAUAUCACACAGGACCCAGAUUUUUCAUUUGAUGCAUCAUAUCAAGAUGUAAGCUACGAAGACUCCUUGGGCAUGGAGAAGGAGGUAUUAAAAGAGUUACACGAAGAAAAGAAUGGUGUACUAGGAGAUUUGAAUAAGGGUGACUACUUAGAAACUGAAGUUGAUGAUAAUGUCAUGACAUCGCCAAAUCUUGAUAAGGUGCUGACUAAAGAAUUUGAAAUUACCAACAACUCCCAAGGUAACGAACAACCACAGGAAGUGGUACCAACUGAAGUUGAAAGGUUACAUACCGUUUAUGAAGCAGAUACAUCCGAUAAACGUCAAGGCGGCCAACAAGAGGAAUCAAUAACACCAAAGACUUCACCAAGAAAGAAGAAGACAUUCGGUUUACUUGGAAAUUCUGAAAAUAAAGCACAUAUUGGAGGAGUUCCUUCUGGAUCAGCCGUGAAUGCAGCAGUAACUGCAGUUGCAGCUGCCACCGCUUCGACAACUGAUACCCCUACAAAUGGCAAAUCAUUGAAGAAGAAAAAGUCAUGGACUUGGUUGAAAGAAAGAGCGGUAAGUACUUCAGCUGUAGAGUCAACAUCUAACAAUCAACAAGAAUCUCAUUCCGCUAAGAAACUUUCUCCACGCUCCAUUUCAAACCCGGAGACAGAGAAUAGAGAUAAGGAAUCUGUUGUAUCAGAUAGAGUAUCAAAUGAGUCUGCAAGAACACAAGAGUCGGGAGGAUCCAUUGGAAAGGAGAAUAUGAUCUCCAAAUUGUUCAAGAAGAAGAAAAGUACUCCUACAUCCGUUCCUGCAAUUCUAGAGGAAGAUAUUCCACAGAAGGAAAGUCUGUUACAAUCUAGCGGGGUGACUGUUGACUAUGAGUCGGAUGUAGAGUCAAAGGUAAGCAAGGCUUCACUGCAAAGUAAGAAGAAAUCGUCUGGAGGAUUAUUCAAGAAAAAGAGUAAGGGUAAGAAAGAUAAAACUCUGAUUCCACAAUCCAGAUCCAAUAAUUCAAUUAAUUCAUAUAUUAGUAACAAAUCCCAAGAACCUGAAGUUCACUCUGGUGGGGAUGAGUUUGAACAAAUUGCAAUUUCACAAGAAAAGGAAAAGUCUUAUCCAAAGAAGCUGAUCAUUGCCAAACUUAAGAGUGGAGUAAAAUCCGAAGAAAGAGAACAACCGAUUGAACAUAUUAUUUCAGAGGUGAGGGAAGAAGAGUAUGGACAUGAAAUCGACGGUGUAGAUGUUGAUAUGGAAGUUGAAAUGGGAACAGGAAAUACACAAGAAGUCACCGAGGUAGAGAAUACCCCUCAAACAACUUUAGAUGUACAGGAAAAGCUUAAAAAGUCGAUCAAGAGGCAUUCAAGAGCGAAUCAACCUCUUGAAUUUACAGACUCGGCUUUUGGAUUUCCAUUACCACCACCAUCUCAAUCUACAUUGGUCAUGCUUGACUAUAGAUUCCCAGUACACGUUGAACGAGCAAUUUACCGGUUGUCGCACCUCAAGCUUGCUAAUCCGAAAAGAUCUCUUAGAGAACAGGUUCUCUUAUCCAACUUUAUGUACGCCUACUUGAACUUGGUUGAUCAUACAUUACAUCUCGAACAACAGCUCAGCAACACACCAGAAGUAAGUGAUGCAACAACUACGGAAAACGUGGAUGACAUUCUUCUUGAUGAACAAAUGUUAUUUUCAAGUGAGGAACCUAUAAGUGCCGAAGAUGAAUUUGAAGGUGAAACAAUAACCAUUGACUUGGAUGUUGCAGACGUACAUAACAUGUCACAUUUAGAGACAUAG
Messenger RNA from [Candida] anglica, 3810 nucleotides. The record is from the annotation of a GenBank genome assembly. Lineage: Eukaryota; Fungi; Ascomycota; Pichiomycetes; Serinales; Debaryomycetaceae.